UGCAGGCCGGCUACAGCACAGCCUCCGCUCCGCUCCGCGCGCAUCACGGCAAAUCCGUGGAGUCCGCGUGCUCCCGGUGUGAAAAAAAAGUGCGCACCCAGCCGGAUAAGCCUGUCAUCUGCAGGGAAGAAGACGCACCACGGGCCGAGAGGAAACAGAGAGAAAAUAAAAGAAAAAGAAAAGAAAACCAAAUCAAACCCCCCCAAACAAACAAACAGUAUGAUGUUGAAGCAGCACCUGCUCUUCGUGCUCUGCAGCGUCUGCGGGACUGUCGUUAAAGAGGCGGCAACGAAAAACAAAGCAAAAGGCAGUCAGGGCCAGUUUCCCGUCACCCAGAACGUGACGGUGGUGGAGGGAAGCACAGCCAACAUGACCUGCCGUGUGGAUUACAACGAUAAUACUUCCCUCCAGUGGUCAAACCCUGCACAGCAAACCCUUUUCUUUGGGGACAAGAAAGCCCUGAGGGACAACCGGAUUGAGCUGAUUCGAGCCUCAUGGAAGGAGCUGACCAUCAGCAUCAGUGAAGUGGCUCUUUCAGAUGAGGGACAAUACACGUGUUCACUAUUCACCAUGCCCAUCAAGACCUCCAAGGCUUUCCUCACUGUUCUGGGAGUGCCAGAGAAACCAGAAAUCACUGGCUUCACAAGACCUGCUGUGGAAGGAGGAAAUGUCACGCUUACAUGCAUAACAUCUGGAAGCAAACCAGCUGCCAACAUCCGAUGGUUCAGAAAUGACAAAGAGGUGCAAGGUGUGAAGGAGGUGAACGCCACAGGCAGGUCUUUCACAGUGAGAAGCACUGUAUACCUCCAAGUGGACCGGAAAGAUGAUGGCGCUGCAUACACCUGCAGCGUGGAGCACAUUGCCCUGAACUCCACUCCUCACCAAGUCACAGAGGUGUUGGAGGUCUACUAUGCACCUUGGGUAAAGAUCGUUCCUUCCUUAAAUGUGCCACAGGAAGGACAGUACUUCAAACUGGAGUGUACAUCAAAAGGCAACCCCCUACCUGAUCGAGUGUUAUGGACAAAAGAUGGUGGGGUACUUCCUGAUGCUGAGCGAAUGAUCAUGGAAGGCAGAGAACUAAUCAUCACAAACCUCAACAAAACAGACAAUGGCACAUACCGGUGUGAGGCAAGGAACCAUCUUGGGACCAACAGUGAUGAAUAUGUACUGUUUGUGUAUGAUCCAAAUGCGUUGACUCAGCAUGGUCCUGAUCAUGCACUGAUCGGAGGAGUGGUGGCUGUGGUGGUCUUCAUCACACUGUGCUUCAUCAUCGUCCUGGGCCGCUAUCUUGCCAGGCAUAAAGGGACAUACUUAACCAAUGAGGCCAAAGGAGCAGAGGACGCCCCUGACGCAGACACGGCCAUCAUCAAUGCGGAGGGGAACUACGCACAUGCAGAGGAAAAGAAAGAGUACUUCAUUUAGCACCUCUGUUUCUUCCUUUCUGUUGCGUAACUGUCACGGCAA
Messenger RNA from Neoarius graeffei (lesser salmon catfish), 1464 nucleotides. It is a transcript of the gene cadm2b, whose product is annotated as cell adhesion molecule 2b. The record is from RefSeq and is a predicted model, not a curated record. The transcript has 10 exons. Lineage: Eukaryota; Metazoa; Chordata; Actinopteri; Siluriformes; Ariidae. Bases 220 to 1422 code for a protein of 400 amino acids.